ACCUACUCCACCUCACUCUUCACUUUCGUCAAAUUCAUCCUACCAUGUCUCUGCUCUUCAACGUCUUCCUCCUCCUCUCUUCCAUCUUCACCACCACCAUCGCCUACCCAUCGUUCCUAUGGUUGCCUGCUAGCUUGAAGAAUGGUUCUCUUGCCAACAACUUAGAGAUGAAGCUGUCGACCCACAUCAGCACUUAUGUUGACACCCCCGGCCAUGUCUUGGAUCAUUACUUUGAUGUCGGAUUUGAUGUUGAUACGCUUGAUUUGGAGGUUCUCAAUGGUAAAGGAAAAGGAUUUUGAAAUUUUCAAUUGUUCAUUCUAAUUUCACUCCAUUUUACAAUUUGCUAAUGCCAAUAUUUGGUCAUUUGGUAGGUCCUACACUGUUAGUUGAUGUUCCAGGAGUCAAAAAUGGAUUUCACAAUGCAAAAAACCCAAUAUCCUCAAUUUUAAGCCAAUAAAUUCAGUUAUUUUUA
Rubroshorea leprosula is the source of this 472-nucleotide messenger RNA. NCBI's taxonomy places the organism in Eukaryota, Viridiplantae, Streptophyta, Magnoliopsida, Malvales, Dipterocarpaceae. The record is from the annotation of a GenBank genome assembly.